This is a messenger RNA of Fulmarus glacialis (Northern fulmar), 1252 nucleotides long. RefSeq names its product family with sequence similarity 134, member B (gene RETREG1). Lineage: Eukaryota; Metazoa; Chordata; Aves; Procellariiformes; Procellariidae. Bases 139 to 1227 code for a protein of 362 amino acids. Gene Ontology annotation, cellular component: endoplasmic reticulum membrane. The transcript is spliced from 7 exons. Gene Ontology annotation, biological process: reticulophagy; negative regulation of neuron apoptotic process. The record is from RefSeq and is a predicted model, not a curated record.
AAGGAGCGCUCUUCUCGGCAACAAACAGGACAGGUGCCCUGGUUGUCACUUCUAACACACAAAACAGACUAGAAGAUCGUUGCCUGGAUUAUCUAGAUUGGUAGAGAGAGAGAGAGAUAAUUCCUUUUUACAUCUGAAAUGCCAGACAGUGAGGAUCUGGGACAAGAUGAAAGCUGGAAAGUCAUCCAUUCCAGGCAAGACUACAGACCCAGAAUAAAUCAGUGCAUUUCAGAAACACUGAUGAAUUUAUUUGUAUUUCUUCAAGAAAUGUCCCACUUCAAGGAACAAAACCCUGGCAAGUUUUGCCUAUUAGUCUGCAGUGUAUGUACAUUUUUCACUGUCUUGGGAAGUUACAUUCCUGGAGUUGUCCUCUCCUAUGUCCUGCUAUUGUGUGCCUUUUUAUGUCCCUUCCUUAAGUGCAAUGAAUUUGGACAGAAAGUGUGCAACAAAAUUAAGACUGUUCUGAUGAAACUAGAUUUUGGAAUAGUGGAGUAUAUCAACCAGAAGAAAAAAGAGAGAUCUGAAACAGCAAAAACAAAAACCACAGAAGAUGACAGUGAAUUAGACAUAUCAGCCCUGUGUCCUAAGGUUAGUCCUGCAGUUGUUGCCAAAGAGCUGUCAGUGUCUGACACAGAUGUAUCAGAAGUAUCUUGGACCGAUAAUGGGACCUUUAACUUAUCCGAGGGGUAUUCUCCACAGACAGACACAUCUGAUGAUUUUGACCGACCUAGUGAUCAUGAAGAAGCUUUCGCUAGAGAUCUUUCAGAAUUUCCUUCUUUAGAAAAUGGUGCCGGAACAAAUGAUGACGAUGACUCAAGCAUCGGUAUGCCCAUCCAGCAAAAACGAAAAAAAGAACAAACAUAUUUGAAGGUGGAUCAUGCUUCCAGACAGAGUAAAGAGAGACCGUCCACUGCAGGGCUCUCCUUGCCUUUGACCAGUGACCAAACCUUUAAUUUAAUGAGUGGAAUUGCUGGGGAUGUCAUCGCAGCUGCGGUGUCUGCUGCCAUCAAAGACCAGUUGCAGUCCGCACAGCAAGCUCCCUCACGUGCAGUGCCCAGUUUGAGCGAGGAGACAGACACAGAGGAAGCUGAUGAUUUUGAACUGCUUGACCAGUCUGAGCUUGAGCAGAUUGAGAAAGAAUUGGGACUCUCUCAAGGCCAAGAAGCAGAAUCCCAGGAAAAGAAAAAAUCUUCAGGCUUCCUUUCAAAUCUGCUUGGAAGUCAUUAACCUGGAAAUUGCAGCUGGUAACAUA